GCUGAUUCCCUCACCGAAGAGCAAGUGUCCGAGUACAAGGAGGCAUUCUCCCUGUUUGACAAGGAUGGUGAUGGACAAAUCACCACCAAGGAGCUGGGCACCGUCAUGCGCUCGCUGGGCCAGAACCCCUCCGAGUCUGAGUUGCAGGAUAUGAUCAACGAGGUUGACGCCGACAACAACGGCACCAUUGACUUCCCAGAAUUCCUCACCAUGAUGGCUCGUAAGAUGAAGGACACCGAUUCCGAGGAGGAGAUCCGCGAGGCAUUCAAGGUUUUUGAUCGCGAUAACAACGGAUUCAUUUCCGCUGCCGAGCUACGCCAUGUCAUGACUUCCAUCGGCGAGAAGCUGACCGACGACGAGGUUGACGAGAUGAUCCGUGAGGCGGAUCAGGAUGGCGAUGGCCGGAUCGACUACAACGAGUUCGUUCAGCUCAUGAUGCAGAAAUGAACGACGCAUUCCUACCGUUGCGCCUUUUUCCAUGUUAGCUGACAUCGCGGUUUCUUAACGAGAAUGUUUCUCUUCCAUUUCAAUUUUCCAAUACCGAUUUCCUGUAGUCUAUGCUCAUUAGGCUCUACAUCUUGGAUGAUUUACGAUCAAGCGUGUGCUUUGAAACGCAGACGGAAUGAACUGGGCGGUACUUUGGGUCAACUGUUCAUAAUAUAGGAAUGAUGGCUCUCUCCCUAUAAUCCUGACGGUGCUGGGGUUGUCUCAACAUCCCCACCUUGUUCCAACC
Messenger RNA from Penicillium verrucosum, 733 nucleotides. Its product is annotated as calmodulin. The transcript has 5 exons. Lineage: Eukaryota; Fungi; Ascomycota; Eurotiomycetes; Eurotiales; Aspergillaceae. The record is from RefSeq and is a predicted model, not a curated record. Gene Ontology annotation, cellular component: central plaque of spindle pole body. Gene Ontology annotation, biological process: spindle pole body organization. The annotation marks the transcript as partial. Gene Ontology annotation, molecular function: calcium ion binding; enzyme regulator activity.